GUGCUAGUUGCGCAGACAAACCUUAGGACCAGUUUGACGACGAGCUGGAAUGUUUCUUGGGACACGGAUUUCUUCAACUUUACCAAUCUUGAGCUGGAAAUCCCGUACCUGUUGGAGGUAUACCUCAUGACACCAAGAAGCCACAUCUACCUGUCUUACUCGAGAAGGAUCAUGCUGCGAGGAAACUACGAGAUUCUCAACCUGACGGUCUCCCUGGUGACAGAUGAAGGCUUUUACGUCACCUGGAACGUCACUUCUUCUCUAGUCAUCGGGUAUCGGGUUACAUACCAUCUGAUGGGCAGCGAGAACAUUGACGAGCUGUACGUGCAUUAUCAAAAAGUGCAUUUGAGAGGGCUUCUGUCAGGAGUUCAAUACAACGUGUCCGUAAGAGCCAUCACUACAGCAUUUCAGGGUGGCGUCAGUAGUCUCAAACAAUACACUGUCGUGGACUCCCCUCGUGAUUUCCGUACCGUGGCCGUGACGGACCGAUCCGCUACUCUGGUUUGGGCGGCGCCUGAAGGCGAGGCUGUGGCGUACCUGCUGGAGCUUAUCCCGGUCCUUUCUCCAUCAGAGGCAGCAAACAUUUCCCUGAGCAACAGCCUAACAACAGCGGAUCUAACAGGGCUAGCCCCGCUUCAGCCUUACGUCGCCAGGCUCUACGCCGUCGGUCAUGCGGGCGUUAGCGGUGGUGUGUCUGUUCCGUGGAUAACAGAAACGGCUACCGUGCAGCAAACAUCAAUGUCUACGGGCGUUUCAUCUACAGAAUCUACUAGUAAGUGUGUCCAAUGGUUUAUCUUCCUGCCCUCUUACAACAAUCUUUGA
Messenger RNA from Branchiostoma floridae (Florida lancelet), 822 nucleotides. Its product is annotated as fibronectin-like. The transcript is spliced from 4 exons. The record is from RefSeq and is a predicted model, not a curated record. The coding region runs from base 127 to 822 and encodes 231 amino acids. Gene Ontology annotation, molecular function: protein binding. Lineage: Eukaryota; Metazoa; Chordata; Leptocardii; Amphioxiformes; Branchiostomatidae.